Molecule: messenger RNA, 492 nt
Organism: Nicrophorus vespilloides
Lineage: Eukaryota; Metazoa; Arthropoda; Insecta; Coleoptera; Silphidae
Exons: 3
Coding region: 90-422 (110 amino acids)
Source: RefSeq, a predicted model, not a curated record
CGAGAAAAAAAAAUUAGACACGGCCAUGAACUUAAAGUAACCAUGGUAACGAUUCAAACAAAGCACCAACAAACAAGAGGCGAAGCGCGAUGACGCUCGAGCAGGUCCAGGAGAUCGUGCGAAAAUACGGCGGAGAGGAGGCCAAAAUCGAAAAACUUCUACAAGAAAAGGAACUGGAGGAGAAAACUGCCAAAGAGAAGAAACUUUCGAUGGUCGAGAGCAAAACUCGGACGUCGUUCGAUGAAAUAGUUAAACGAAACAGACAGAUUUUGAAGGAUCUGGAGGUGGUUAAAGGAAAUUUGAGAUCGAAGGCGAUCUUCAGUCCGUCCGAGAUGCAGUGGGAGAGGAUCUGCGAGAACUACAGGGAGAAUCCCUCGCUUCCGGUAACAACCUAUCGAUGCCAUCUUCCGGUUUUCGUAUAACAACUUCAUCUUUGCUACACAUUUUCUUUAUAUUUAGUAUAUCUAUUUGCUGUCUAUUAUUACUAUUAUU